Molecule: messenger RNA, 1732 nt
Organism: Chara braunii
Lineage: Eukaryota; Viridiplantae; Streptophyta; Charophyceae; Charales; Characeae
Source: the annotation of a GenBank genome assembly
GUAUGGUGCUCCGUUGCUGCCAUCCCCACUGCUGUCUAGACGGCUGGACUAUGCGGCCACGAUUCCUUUGCCACCUGUAUAGUCACAUGCGGUGGCCCCGCCAUGUCCUGCUGGAGGCGGUUCUCUUCCAGGAGAUCGCAGCGACGCUUUGCGUUCUCCACCCGUUUCAUGUCGACGAGGCGGCGGGUUCGUUUGCGGUGCCGCCUCAGGCUCCCUUUGUCGCUCCAGAUUCCACAGCUCCGUUUGACGAUGCGGAUAGCUCAGCGGCAGUCGGCGGCACGCCGUGUUCGGGCGGCAACAGCAUCGUUCGAAUUUGUGUGCGGGACGCGUGUCAGAGACGGCUGUACGCUCUCCAUGACGCCAUGGCCGAUCUGGGUGACCAGCGCGGACCGAUCAGCGACGUUAUUGAUCGGCUGUUGCACUGGUCCUUGCCAGCUAUCCGAGCGGAGUUUGAAGACGAGGGGUUGAAGAUCCGGUGCGUUGUCUCGGAUGAUUGUGCGGCGCUGGGACCGAAGUUGCGAGCUAUGAACAUCGAGUGGCAGAAGGAUUGCCACCACAAAAUAAAAAACAUUCGAAAGCACUUCCACAGUAUGCUGCAACUGAAGGAAGCGAAGAAAAUGAGCAGCCCGCACGACUGUAUAUCAGAGGCGCAGUUCAUGCAGUUCACAAAGAAGCGGCUAAAGGAAACGUUGGAGCAGAGUUUUGGACCUGACGUCCUCACACCUGCUGAGGAGCGGCUGAAGAACUCGGACUUCGUCGUUGUCGUCAUGCGAAAGAUGUACCCCUACGGAUCGAGGUUGAAUCCUCGAGCGUUGGAGACUGAUCCAGACGGCUUGACAGAGUAUCAUGCGCAUGAGGUUGGAAUGUGGUUCCUCCGCACUUGCCAGCUGUGCAUGGACGAGGGCGGAGACGCCGACAGUCUACACCGCAACAUCAUGUUGGUCGCCGAUCAUUGGGCUGGUGAUCAUUCAGGAUGUGUGGACGGUAGGGAGGUUCUCUGCGAGAAGGACGGUGGGCGUGCACGAUCGCCUUUGUGUAGCCGCACGGACACGGUCUACGAGCUCGUUCUGCGUGUUCUCGAUAAACAAUGCAGAACUAACAUCACGUCGUACUACGUCGAGUUUCGACACACAUCAGCGGUGGAGACUUUUCAGGGCACCAUCAUUAUCUAUGCGAAGAAGUCGGUGCAUUUCGAGAAGUCUUUCUGUGCACAUUUGUCGAUCGCAGUGAUUCGUUGGAACAGUCACUGCUGGCGCGACCCGGUCGGGUAUGUUGCUCGCAUUGCUGCGGGCACUUCCAUACGUGCGAGACCAGGCUUCCGUCGACACUACGGUCACGAGGCGAUCGACUGUUGGGAGGACAGAUUGGCGGCGUCAGUGUUCGGUUCGGCUCAUGUUUCGGAUUGGGCUCGAGAGCUUUUGCGGCAUGACGUUUGUCCUUAUGAAGCCGGGUCAUUGCCGCGUGAUUUGUUCGUCAAAGGUGAGGGCGACCCAGGGGAAGUCGUUGAUGAUGCUGCCUCGGAUUCCGACCAUGAGGCCGUGGGGGAGAACAGUGUUUUCAUCAUCAGUCACGUGGAGGAUGAUGCGGUGCCUGCAUGUGAUGAUUGGGUCCAGACAUCGAGCUUCGAAUCUGAGGGUGACGAUAUAGAGUUGUUCAGCGUUUGACUGGUUGAAUGGCUUUAUCGUUGACCUGACAUCGGUGUGGUCAUCCGAAUUUCAUUGUGCAUGGCGUU